AUAUUUAAUUUUAAUAAAUAAAAAAAUACGAAAAAGUAAAAAGAGAGAUAAAGAAAGAAUACCCAGUGUCUCUAUCCGAUGUCAACAGUUUUACCGUGUAUGUGUAUGUAUGGUAGCUAGCUAAUACUAGUCCAUACUCUCGACUCUUUCUGUUCUUCUUUUCUUCUUUUUCUUUCUUCUUUUUUUCUCUUUUCUCUCUCUCUGCAAUGGCUGCUCAACUCUUCAGAGACCUAUCAUUAGGCCAUUCCAAGAGAGAAUCAACAUCAACACCAUCACCACCGUUAAAGAUAAUGCCACCUAGAAAACCACCUACAAUCACCGACGAUCUUCCUUCACCGCUCGGUCAACUUUCAAUCAACCUCUCCGAUUCACAGCUCACCUUAACCGCUUACGAGAUCUUCGUCGCCGCAUGUAGAACAUCCUCCGGUAAGCCUUUAAGUUCUUCCGUUGCUAAUUCCUCUUCCAACAACAACAACAACAACAGCCAUUCCGAUUCAUCGAGUCAGAACUCGUUAGCUAUUCAACGAUCUCUAACUUCUACCGCCGCCAGUAAGGUUAAGAAGGCUUUUGGUUUGAAAUCUCCUGGUUCGGGUUCUAAGAAGAGUCCUGGUUCUGGUUCCGGUUCGGGUCAAGGUAAACCGAAACGGCCGUUAACGGUUGGUGAACUUAUGAGGAAUCAGAUGAGGGUUUCUGAAGCUAUGGAUUCGCGUGUCAGACGUGCGUUGCUCAGAAUUUCUGCUGGACAGGUUGGAAGAAGGAUUGAGUCUGUGGUGGUUCCACUUGAGCUAAUGCAGCAACUCAAAUCUUCGGAUUUUACCGAUCAACAAGAGUAUGAUGAAUGGCAGAAGAGGACUCUCAAGGUUCUGGAGGCUGGUUUAAUUCUGCAUCCUUACAUACCUUUGGAUAAAUCCAACUCUGCUGCGCAGCGGUUGCGGCAGAUUAUUCAUGCAGCUUUGGAUAGGCCUAUUGAUACCGGGAAGAAUAAUGAGUCUAUGCAGGUUCUUCGUAGUGCUGUCAUGUCUCUUGCAAAUAGGUCGUAUGAUGGAUCUCUUACUGAUUCAUGUCACUGGGCUGAUGGGAUUCCUUUGAAUCUUAGGAUUUAUGAAAUGCUUCUACAGUCUUGCUUUGAUGUUAAUGAUGAAUCGUCAAUUAUUGAUGAUUUUGAUGAGCUAAUGGAACAAAUUAAGAAGACAUGGGGAAUACUUGGAUUGAACCAGACGUAUCAUAAUCUCUGUUUUACUUGGGUUUUAUUUCAUCGAUUUGUUGCCACUGGCCAGAUGGAUUUGGAGCUUCUGUCUGAUGCUGAUGGCCAGCUAGCUGAAGUUGCAAAAGAUGCAAAGACAACAAAAGAUUCUGAGUAUUCCAAAAUUUUGAGUUCUACAUUGACUUCAAUAAUGGGAUGGGCAGAGAAAAGGCUUCUUGCAUACCAUGAAACUUUUGAUCGUGGAAACGUUGAAACUAUGGAGGGAAUUGUCUCUUUAGGGGUAGCAGCGGCUAAGAUAUUGGUUGAAGAUAUUUCUAAUGAGUAUCGUCGGAGGAGAAGAACUGAAGUCAAUGUGGCUCGGGAAAGAAUUGAAACUUACAUCAGGUCGUCUCUACGUACUGCCUUUGCCCAGAUAAUGGAGAAAGCAGAUUCAAGCAGGAGGGCAUCAAGAAACCAGCCAAAUGCUCUCCCUCUCCUUGCAAUUCUUGCAAAGGAUGUAGGCAGCCUGGCAGUUCAUGAAAAGCUAGAAUUCAGUCCAAUACUCAAGAGAUGGCAUCCUUUGGCAGCAGGUCUUGCUGUUGCCACUCUUCAUGCAUGCUAUGGAAACGAAUUGAAGCAGUUCAUUUCAGGUAUCACUGAGCUGAGCCCUGAUGCUGUUCAAGUGUUAAGAGCUGCAGAUCAGUUGGAGAAAGACCUUGUGCAGAUAGCAGUUGAAGAUUCAGUAGAUAGUGAUGACGGUGGCAAAGCAAUAAUCCGCGAGAUGCCUCCUUAUGAGGCUGAAGGUGCAAUUGCCAAUCUUGUGAAAAUAUGGAUUAAGACUAGAAUAGACAGACUAAAAGACUGGGUUGAUAGAAAUCUUCAGCAAGAGCUUUGGAGUCCACAAGCAAACCAGGAAGGAUACGCUCCAUCUUCUGUUGAAGUUCUGCGACUCAUAAAUGAAACUCUGGAUGCAUUCUUUGAGCUUCCAAUCCCAAUGCAUCCUGCAUUGCUUCCUGACCUGAUGCACGGCCUCGAUAGAUGCCUUCAGUAUUAUGUUACCAAAUCCAAAUCUGGCUGUGGAUCACGGAAUUCAUUUAUUCCAACAAUGCCAGCACUGACCAGAUGCACUAUUGGCUCAAAGUUUCAAGGCUUUGGGAAGAAAAAAGAUAAAUCUCCAAAUUCUCAGAAGAGAAACUCUCAGGUUGCAACAAAUGGGGAUAGCUCUUUUGGGAUACCACAGCUCUGUGUUCGCAUAAAUACUUUGCAGUGGAUCCUAGGUGAAUUUGAUGUUCUGGAAAAAAGAAUAAUUACUCUUUUGCGGAACUCAGAAUCUGCUCGAGAAGAAGAUUUUUCAAAUGGAUUAGCAAGUAAGUUCGAACUAUCUCCAGCUGCGUGUCUUGAAGGAAUUCAGCAACUCUGUGAAGCUGCGGCAUAUAGAAUUGUCUUCCAUGAUCUAAGCCAUGUUUUAUUGGAUAGUUUGUAUGUUGGAGAUCCAUCAUCUUCCAGGAUUGAUCCGUAUCUUCAGGAACUUGAGCGGAACUUAAUGUUCAUUUCAGACAGUGUUCAUGAAAAAAUUCGCACACGUAUUAUUACUGAAAUAAUGAGAGCUUCCUUCGAUGGGUUCUUGCUUGUAUUGCUUGCUGGAGGUCCCUCUCGUGCUUUUUCCCGGAAGGACUCGCAGAUCAUAGAGGAUGAUUUCAAAUUUCUAAAGGAGCUGUUUUGGGCGAAUGGGGACGGCUUACCUUCUGAAAUAAUAGACAAGUUUGCAACUCCCCUGAGGUCCAUCCUUCCCCUUUUCAGGACAGACACAGAGACCCUCAUUGAGCAGUUUAGACGGAUAACACUUGAGACAUAUAAAUCUUCCGCCCGGUCUAGAAUUCCAUUACCUCCAACUUCUGGACAGUGGAAUCCAUCUGAACCAAAUACAUUAUUACGUGUUUUAUGCUAUAGAAAUGAUGAAUCAGCUUCUAGGUUUCUUAAAAAGACAUACGAUCUCCCUAAGAAACUGUAACAACGUUGAGAACCAGUUAAUGGAAUUGCAAACUGGGAGAUGCACUCUGUGUAACUGUCUGGUUUGUGUUCCCUGUAUUUAAUACGACCUUGCCCAGCAGGUAAUUUAUCGGCAUUUUCUAUCAAGCUUUACUUGCACUACAUUGGGAAUAUUUACCAAAGGCUUGGUGCUACUGGCAUAUUCUCUUCGAAGUGAGGCAUGAAUAAAUGUUGGGCAUGAGUAUAACACAAGCCUAUUUGCAAAAGGUAGUUGACUAUUAUUUAUGAUUCAUUAAUUUUUGGAAGAUUAGAGAUGUCUCUGUGGCUUAUUCUGUGUUUAGCUUCAUUUUUUUUCCUUUCUUUUACUUUUUGAGAUUUCUUUUUUAUAUAUAGUAUAUUAAAAUGGUAUUAUUCUUUUGUUAAUUUUCUCUGGAUUGUGUUUUCCCUUAUUUAUUACUAGUACGAAAUGCAGUUAUACAGGCAUUGUAUAGCCUAUUUGUUGAUUAAUUAAGUAUAUAUAUGUCAUUAUUUAUUUAU
Messenger RNA from Trifolium pratense (red clover), 3709 nucleotides. Its product is annotated as protein unc-13 homolog. The record is from RefSeq and is a predicted model, not a curated record. NCBI's taxonomy places the organism in Eukaryota, Viridiplantae, Streptophyta, Magnoliopsida, Fabales, Fabaceae. The transcript is spliced from 5 exons. The coding region runs from base 207 to 3194 and encodes 995 amino acids.